This is a messenger RNA of Stegostoma tigrinum, 3648 nucleotides long. RefSeq names its product sarcolemma associated protein a (gene slmapa). Gene Ontology annotation, cellular component: acrosomal membrane. Gene Ontology annotation, molecular function: protein binding. Gene Ontology annotation, biological process: acrosome assembly; single fertilization. The record is from RefSeq and is a predicted model, not a curated record. NCBI's taxonomy places the organism in Eukaryota, Metazoa, Chordata, Chondrichthyes, Orectolobiformes, Stegostomatidae. The transcript is spliced from 27 exons. Bases 545 to 3337 code for a protein of 930 amino acids.
CCCCCCCCCACCCCCAACACCUUGCCCACAAGAGGACUUGCGAUGUGCGAGUUAUUACUGUAAGACCAGCUUUUAAUGUGUCCGACUCAAAUUCGGCGAUAACCUUGUCGGGCUAAGAGGGACAAAAAAAAGCACUAAUUCUGAUUGCACACCGACGAUUUUAUCUAAGUCAGGUGCCCGUGUCCUUAAGUGUCUGAGACUGAUAAGUCUUCAUUUUUUUUACCGUUGUAAAAGCUAGAUGACGGUAUAUAAGCACCGACCUAAUGGACUAAUCUCAACGGACAGAUCUUCAGGCAAGGACAGAAGAUGCGUCGAGUUAUUUCUGAUUUAUUGAGAUGGGUGUGUUAGCGGAUGAAAGAUGAAUCUCUCAUUUUGUACAGAAAGAGCUUGCGGAUGUUGUGUGUAAAUAUUCUCACUUAUAUAUAAAAGCAGGUUGUUUUACAUUUCUAAUAUAUUUUGAACGGACAUUGUCGCUCUGGAUCAGGAAGUGGAUCAAGGCGAGUUUCCCCUCUUGACUUUGACUGAGACUCGUCACCAGUCCCAUAUGCCUUCAGCACUAGCCAUCUUCACCUGUCGGCCAAAUUCGCACCCUUUUCAGGAACGCCAUGUCUACCUGGACGAACCUGUCAAAAUUGGUCGAUCGGUGGCACGUUGCAGACCAGCCCAAAAUAACGCCACAUUCGAUUGCAAAGUGCUUUCCAGAAACCAUGCUCUCAUCUGGUUCGACCACAAAACAGGCAAGUUCUAUCUACAGGACACUAAGAGUAGUAAUGGUACGUUUAUUAACAGUCAGCGUUUAAGUAGAGGAUCAGAAGAAAGCCCACCAUGUGAACUCCUAUCAGGGGACAUCAUUCAGUUUGGCGUAGAUGUGACUGAGAACACCAGGAAAGGUAAGGUUACUCAUGGGUGCAUAGUAUCGACAGUCAAGCUCUUUAUGCCUGAUGGUAUGGAAGGCCGGCGAAGAUCUGAUGUCAUCCAGGCUCCUCUACCACUUCCUGUUGAAAAGGUGGCUGCUAAUUCUCCAAGUAUGUACUCUCAGGAACUAUUCCAGCUCUCUCAGUAUUUGCAGGAGGCCUUACAUCGAGAACAGAUGCUGGAACAGAAGUUGGCCACCCUUCAACGAUUACUCGCCAACACUCAAGAGGCAUCGGAUAGUAGCUGGCAGGCUUUAAUAGAUGAAGACAGGUUGCUGUCAAGGCUAGAAGUAAUGGGAAACCAGUUACAAGCUUAUUCAAAGAACCAAACUGAAGAUGGCAUAAGGAAAGAAUUGGUAACAUUACAAGAGGACAAACACAGUUAUGAGACAACAGCCAAAGAGUCCUUGAGGCGGGUCCUUCAAGAGAAAAUAGAAGUAGUCCGGAAGCUCUCAGAGGUGGAGCGAAGUCUGAGUAACACAGAGGAUGAAUGCACCCAUUUAAAGGAGAUGAACGAUAGAACACAGGAAGAAUUGAGAGAACUGGCCAAUAAGUAUAAUGGAGCUGUGAAUGAAAUUAAAGAGUUCACUGACAAAUUAAAGCAUGCAGAAGGGAAACAAGAAGAGAUUCAACAGAAGGCCUUAUCUGAGAAGAAAGAAUUGCAGCACAGAAUAGAUGAAAUGGAAGAGAAGGAACAGUUACUUCAGGCAAGAAUUGAAGCCUUACAGGCUGACAAUGAUUUCACCAAUGAACGGCUUACAGCUUUACAAGUACGGUUAGAACAACUUCAGGAGAAAAACAUCAAGGAUCACAAUAGUAUAGGAAUCCAAGUUGAUGACUUGUUACCUAAAAUUAAUGGAAGCACAGAUAAAGAGCACUUUCUAUUAAAGAGUGGAGGGGACUGCUCUGAGCUAUUCCAACAAUUCAUUGAGUGCAAGAACAGGUUGAAAGCCCCAGUGGACUCAACUGAGAACAGUAGGAUUUCAAAUGUAGAAGAGAACAUCCCUGUCAUCCCAGGAAUAAGUCAAGUGAAUCAAUCUAGUUAUACCUUCUCCAAGACAAGAAUAUCCCUCCUUAGGGAAAGGGAUCAAAACUCCAAUCUCACCAAGGCCCUGUAUUAUUGCACCACUCUUAUAGCAGAAGACCAUCAUACCAAAGGCUCAGAAAAAGCAAAGCUAUUGAAAGAAAAUCAACUAGAAGCAAAGGAAUCUGAUAUGUCUGACACACUCAGCCCAAGUAAGGACAGGAGCAGCGAAGACACUACAGAUUACCAAAUGGAUGAACAGGAAUUGAACGAAUCUUUAACUAAAGUUUCAUUAUUAAAAGACCUCUUGGCAGAGGCGAGAGCUUCCAGCAGAAAACAUGAAAAUGAGUUGGAUCAUCUCAAGUAUGAGCUGCGACGUGCCCAUGCACAAACUGGAGAUUCAGAGCGAGAGAUACAACAACUACACCAAGAGUUGAAGGAAGCACAGGAAUUGGCCAUAACUAGCAAACAAAAAUGUUUUGAAGUACAAGCACUACUUGAAGAGGAAAGAAAGACCGCUAAACUGCAAAUUGAAGAAUCAACCAGACAGAUCCAAGUGUUGCAAGCUCAACUCCACAAAUUACAAAAGAAUAUUGAGAUCGUUAGAGAAGAAAAAGAGAAUGAAAUUAUUGAAACACGUGAUCAGUUGGCAAGUACCCAUAAAGAGAUUGUGGCUUUACGACAGACAGCAGUAGAGGCAGCGACUGGCCGUGAAAAUGACAUUGCCAUUCUCCGAGGAGAACUGCAGAAGGUGCAAACUGAGCUUGAACAUUGGCGGCAAACUACGUCCCAAUACGAAGCAGAAAUCUUCAAUCUUCAAACCAAGCUCCAUCUUCAAACAGAACAACAGAAAAAUAAAGAAAAAGGGGAAGCAAUCCAGUUGCAAGGUAAACUGGAUGAAUUACAAAAGCAAAGCAAUGGGCUACAGAAUGAUUGUGAUUCCCUUCGACAAGAAAAAGUUAUUCUGACAGAAAAGCUGCAAUGGUUUGUGGAAGAGCUCCAAUGUGCUCAGCAACAGAGUGUUAAGCUGACCAAAGAUGUCAGUGACCUGGAGAUUUCUCGUAAAGAACUAGAAGUUCAGGUUGGAAUGUUAAAGGAGCAACGCUCACAAGAGACAAAAGAACUAAGAGUACAACUAGCACAGGCUGAGAAUGAGACUCAGAAGUUUCAGCAACAGUAUGAAGCAAAUCAGACCAUGUACCUGGAGUUGAAGGAAAAGCUUGACAAGACUCAACAAGAGAAUGAGUCCAUCACAGAAGAACUUGAAAAUUGUAAAGAAAAUUUGAAGCUGCUGCAACAGAAGGGAAACAAUCCUUCUACAAUAUUGCAACCCAUCCCUGCUCUGGGCGUCGCCCUAAUCCUGGCUUUCCUGUACUGGUGGUCUGAUUACCUAUGGUAGAUAAAGGGUGGAUUGUUCAAGUGGAUGCCAGUGAUGGCCGUGCUGGUUGCUGUGACAGUGGUAGUGUUAUACCCAGCAUUGAAUAGAGCCUCACCAUGAGACUGCGAGAUGUCUCUCAAACUGCAGAAUGUCCUCCCCUUUGACAUUGGCUUUCUUUUACUACAGGGAACAAGCAGAUGUGUUUCCUUCCUCUUUACCUCCAACAAAAACACGGCUGUUUCAGAGUACGACAGUAGGAUUUUUGCUUGAACUGUAUAAUAUGUAAUUGUAUAUAGAGGGAAUAAAAAUUUGUGACUGGAUUCUACUCUAGA